Molecule: messenger RNA, 523 nt
Organism: Oppiella nova
Lineage: Eukaryota; Metazoa; Arthropoda; Arachnida; Sarcoptiformes; Oppiidae
Source: the annotation of a GenBank genome assembly
AUGCUAGACAAAGUAGCGAAUGGUUGCUCCCUGGUCAAAAGCCGAGUGAGCGAUGAGAUCAUAAGCCAAGUGAAGAAUAACACUCAGGAGCUAGAGAUCAGCAAAGAUGGCAAUGUCUACACCUCUCGGACCAUACAACCCAACAGAACACAUGAAGUGAAGUUCGAGUUGGGAAAGGAGUUCGACGAGACCCGACAAGAUGGAAAGACUGUUAAGUCACUAGUGGUGGCGGACGGCAACCGACUCAUACAGACCCAGAAGGGCGGCGAAAAGGACCUGAAGAUUGUUCGCGAGUUCAACGGUAAUGAACUCCGAGUGACCGUCACGUCCGGCCCCGUGGUGUCGGUGCGUACCUACGCUAGAAAGUAGGCCUAAAACACGGAGAAACAUUUGUUUUGCUCAAUAAAUAGUCGAUUGAACUCAAAAAUAUUUAGCAGAAAAAAUAAAAUUAUAAUUUUUAUAUUUUAUAUUUUGAAAAUCUCAAUGUAUGAGCUAAAUAUUCAAUAAAAAUAAGCCUUUCCCU